UUAUUUUAUAGUUUGUAUAGGCGAUCAAGAAAUUUGAUUCUUUCUUCAAUAUGAUAAAGAAUUAUUUCUGUAUUUUCAUUGCAUGUCUCUAUUUUUCGUGGACAGUUUUUGCUUCAGAUUUAACUGAAAAUAUUUUUCUACGUUUAUAUAAAAGGAAUGGCUUAUAUAUUGAUGAAAAUAUAAGAAAUGCUAAUCUAUUGAUAUCUCAUAUAGAAAAAAAUAACAAAAUAGUAAUCUUUAUUAGUGGUUGGAAUGAGGACAUUAAUUUUGAAGAUGUGCAAUUAAUAACGAAUGCAUAUUUGGAAAAUACACAAGACAAUGUUCUUGCACUCGAUUAUCGAAAUGUUAGUAAAGAAUUUUAUAUAUUUGCCGUACAACACUUAUAUGAAGUUGGAAAAUCUGUAGCUACUGCUUUGGAUAAUAUGAUAGAAAAUGGCAUAAACUCAAAAAAUAUACAUAUAAUUGGACAUUCAUUGGGAUCUCAGCUUUCGGGGAUUAUAGGGCGCAAUAUGAAUUAUAAAAUUGGCAGAAUAACAGGCUUGGAUCCUGCCGGUCCUGGAUAUUACAUAUUCAAUUCUCAUUUGAGUGCUUCUGAUGCCGAAUUCGUAGACGUUAUUCACACUGAUAUGGGUAUCUAUGGUCUAGCUCUGAAAAUUGGUCAUGUGGAUUUUUUUCCUAAUUAUGGUCAUAGAUCGCAACCAGGUUGCCUGCUAUCAAAUGAUGAUUUUUGCAGUCAUCAUAGAUCUUAUAAAUUUUAUGCGGAAUCAGUUAAAAAUCAUAAUAUCUUCAUUGGAAAGUGUCAUUCAUUAAAUGAAUGUAAUGGCGUUGAAUAUAUUCCAAUGGGAUAUGCUACACCCAGCAAUGCGACUGGUAAUUAUUAUCUCAUAACGAAUUCAAAGAUACCUUUCGGCCGAAGCUUAACAGGAGCAACUUUUAAUCCACUAAGAAUUGUUCCUGUAUUAUAAAUUGACUAUUGAUAUAUUUAUUAUAAUUUAAUUAAAAAUUCUUUAAUUUCAAA
Apis dorsata (giant honeybee) is the source of this 1018-nucleotide messenger RNA. RefSeq names its product pancreatic lipase-related protein 2-like. Lineage: Eukaryota; Metazoa; Arthropoda; Insecta; Hymenoptera; Apidae. Gene Ontology annotation, molecular function: lipase activity. Gene Ontology annotation, biological process: lipid metabolic process. The transcript is spliced from 7 exons. The record is from RefSeq and is a predicted model, not a curated record. The coding region runs from base 51 to 965 and encodes 304 amino acids.